Molecule: messenger RNA, 702 nt
Organism: Dioszegia hungarica
Lineage: Eukaryota; Fungi; Basidiomycota; Tremellomycetes; Tremellales; Bulleribasidiaceae
Exons: 2
Coding region: 1-702 (233 amino acids)
Source: RefSeq, a predicted model, not a curated record
AUGGCGUCGAUGGAUGACCUUAUCGCGACGAUGUCGGGAGUGCACGCGGGGCAACAAGGCAGGGAUCUGAAGGACUUGCACGCGAAACUACAACAGACCAUCCCCUCUCAACCCUACUACCGCCCCAUCCCACCUCCCGCCUCCUCAUCCGCCAUCCCCCCUCACUCUUCCUCUUCGGGCGGACCCCUUCCUCCCCCCGCGCCCGCAUCAUCAUGGAACACCCCAUCCGUCAUCGGGCAGAACAUCUCUGGCGGCGCGAACUCCGGUUUCGGCGCAGGCGCGGGGCAAGGGGCUGGUGUGGGUACGUCACCGCUCAGACAGGGCGGAUGGCAGGGUCAGAUCCACAGUGCUUUUGGGUCGAGUGGGAGUGGCGGGAUGGGAGGGGGAGGGAAGAGCGGGGGCAGCGCCAGCGCUGGUGGUGUACCUGGUCCCAAGCAGGUUCAGGUGCAAGGUGGGAGAUCCACGCGGAAUACUCAAGAAGGGGACGGGGCGCGGCCAUACCACAACAAUGUACUGCCAGUGCGGGCGAGCCCGAAAGAUACGGGCGGGUUCGAGCAGGAUGCGUUCAAGCCGUUAUGGCAGGGCAAGGCGGGUGGAGCUGGGCAGGGACAGGGGCAGCAGGCGAGGUAUCAGGAACAAGAGGUUUAUGGGGGUGGAGGUGGGGGUGGGGACUGGGGAGGGUUUACGGGGGAGCGAUUGUGA